Molecule: messenger RNA, 3747 nt
Organism: Glossina fuscipes
Lineage: Eukaryota; Metazoa; Arthropoda; Insecta; Diptera; Glossinidae
Product: glycerol-3-phosphate dehydrogenase [NAD(+)], cytoplasmic-like
Exons: 5
Coding region: 1-1173 (390 amino acids)
Biological process (GO): carbohydrate metabolic process; glycerol-3-phosphate catabolic process
Cellular component (GO): cytosol; glycerol-3-phosphate dehydrogenase (FAD) complex
Molecular function (GO): NAD binding; glycerol-3-phosphate dehydrogenase [NAD(P)+] activity; protein homodimerization activity
Source: RefSeq, a predicted model, not a curated record
AUGGAAUUUUUAAGUGAUUCAAUCGCUCAAACCGAUUCCAGCGAUAUCAAUAAAUAUUUUCAUUAUUUCUUCCUUUUUGCACUAAUAAGUGUUAUUCGUUUCGUCAGGGGUACGGCAGUAGCUAAAGUUGUCGCAGAAAAUGCCGCCAGACUGGAAGAUGUUGAGAAUCGUGUAAACCUGUUUGUGUACGAUGAAAUAUUCGAAGGAAAACGUUUGAGUGAAACGAUCAAUCAACAUCAUAUAAAUAGCAAAUAUCUGCCGUAUGUUAAAUUGCCAGAAAAUUUAGUAAGAUCAAAAUGCAUUAUCGUAAAAAACAUAAUUUUAUGCAGUUAUGUUCUUUGUCAGGUCGCUUUUACCGAUUUAGUAGAGUCUGCAAAGUACGCUGAUAUUAUUGUCUUCGCCAUACCGAGUAAGCACAUAAUUGACUUUUGUAAAACUCUUUUGGGUAAAAUUAAGCCAAGCGCUAUCGCGGUCUCACUAGUUAAGGGCUUUUUGCCUAGCGAAAGUGGCAUGGAAUUAAUAUCUCAUACGAUAACCAAAUAUUUAAAGGUUCCGUGUGCUGUACUGGUUGGUGUUAAUUUGGCCUCUGAAAUAGUGGCUAACAAAUUUUGUGAGGCUACAUUAGGCUGUCGAGAUACAAAACAGACGAGAAUAUUAAAGGAAAUUUUUAAGGGUCCAUCACUACGCAUCGUAGUAGUUGACGAUGCCGAUUGUGUGGAAGUGUGCGCUUUGCUCAAGCAUAUUAUGGCAUUUGGCACUGGUCUAUUGGAUGGCCUGGAUUGCAACGAAAAUACUAGAUCGGCCCUAAUUCGCUUUGGUCUUUUAGAGAUGAUGCAUUUUAUCGAUAUUUUUUUCCCGGGUAGUAAAUUGGGAACAUUUUUCGAAAGUUCUGGCUUAUCCGAUUUGAUUACCGUCUGCUAUGGCAGUCGCAAUCGACGCAUAGCUGAGGCAUAUAUACGUACCGAUUAUACGAUUGAGCAAUUGGAAGGUGAAUUAUUGAAAGGCCAAAAAUUAUUAGGUCCUAUGGUUGCUAAAGAAGUUAAUAACAUGCUAAAUAAUAAAGGAGUGGAAGCGAAGUUUCCAAUAUUUACCAUGAUUCAUAGAAUAUGUGAAUACACAGCAAGACCAAGCGAGCUCAUCCAAUGCAUAUACGACGUACCAGACCAUAUGUGAGUCAAGCAAAUAUUAAAUCUCGUAUAUCAUUCAAUCGAUUUUAAUCGCUUCAUUAUCUUCCUUGCAGUUUCCAUCCCACAAAUAUGUUUCCUUUGUAAAAUUUAUCAUGAUAUUCUUGUUUGCUUGCUUUGACAAUAACAAGGCAGGAAAACUGGACACAUGGGCUUUUAGAAAACAUACAAUUUGGAUAUACUGUUUGAUUUGGAUAUAUUUGAUUAGCCGCCUGAAAAAUCCCAACUGAAAACCACUUAUGCUAACCAAAAAUGAAAACAAAUCGAAAACCAAAAUUUUUGCUGCCUGUUAUCAAAUUCAAGUAUGCAAUCAAGACUCCCGGAAAAACCUGCGAUUAGUGCAUUUUCUGAUUUCCAGUUGUUUUUUUUUUAUUUCUUUCUAUUCUUAUUCUUUUUCCUAUACUCAAUAUAAUUAUUACAUUGUAUUUUAGACAUGUUUUCAAGUAAAAAAUUAUCUUCCAGAAAAAUUGCGUUUCCUUUUUGAGUUACAUGCAGUUUUUUUCAUCAAGCCAUCCAGAAAAUUGUUUACAUUACUUCCUAUUAAAAUUUAUACAUUGGUUAAGAACAUGUACACUUUUGCAACUCUUCAAAAACCCAUGCUCAUAACGAGGACCAUAAACUGGAAAGUCAACUUCAGCAAUCUAGGUUUGCCCUAAUUAAAAAAAUGUGUUGCAUAGAACGCACGCUGGCUUACUUUUUUCAUGUCUAACGCAUACCCACAUUCCUUCUAACUCAAACCAAAUGCAGGCAUCGCUGUUUCGUAAUACAUCGAUCCGUGACAAAAUCUAUUGUUUUAAUGUGGGCAGAUGGUGAUGUUAAUCGUCGUUAUGUGCCUCGCCUUUAUUAUGAAUAUAUGGACAAUCUUGAUCUGUCUGGUCCUCUUGAUCGGUAUACUAAAUUCUUAAAUAUUGUAUAUGAACGAUGUAAGAUCCAGAUAAAUAAUACUCUCUUACUAUCUGGGUAGUGUUCUCGCAGUCUUUUCUAACGACGGCGAUCUAUAUGUUUGUGGGAUCGACCCAUGUGUAAAUCAUGAAAGCACUUGUCAACAAGUCCAGCCAUACCAAAUGGAUAUCUUGUCACUUCAAAGUCUUCUAAAAACCCCUUUGCUAAAUGGACUUAACCUCUCUAGUCACAUUGAUUUUGCUUCUAUCCAGACUUCAGGGCAGCUAUGAUUUAAGUUCUCUCAGUUUCUAUAAAGUAAAAAUUCCUUUUUUUAAGAUCACUUCUCCACAGCGAAUGGGAGGUAAUUUUCCAAAACUUGGAAGAGAAAAUCUUUCAAAAAUAUACAAAGAAUUGCUUUACGAAAUAAAAUCAUCAGCCUUGUCAGCAAUUGAAUGCAAAUUGUUGAAACCAUAUGAGUGAAAUGGGAUUGCGUUCACACACAACCUCAGCAACUUUUACAAUUGUGUUUACGCUUGUUGAAAAGAAAACUCUUAGUAGUCUUGAUCACGAAGGAUAUGAUGAUGAUCUUCCUUCCGUUAGAUUUCUUGGCCACAUUUUUGAACCAAAACUGUUAGGAAUUUUAGCAUGAGCACAUAUCACCUCUUCCUCUCCGCCUCCCAACUAUAACUACUUAUACUUUUUUGUUUAUCAAAAUUACACAGGACAAAAUGCUGCAAGGACUGGCACCUUUGAAACAUAUAUAUCAUAUGUGCCUCGCCUGGGCGAAAUUUUUCUCGUGUAUUCUUAAAACAUUUGUAACGUUCGCGUACAAGUGUAUGCUAGGAAUUUUGUCGGUCUGCUUUGACCAGACCGCGUGAUUGCAGGAAUAGCGGCUUGCCUGGAAAUGUGUUUUUUUGAUCGCGACAAUAUGCGAAAAUAAGUUUUGUUUUAAGGAAAAUUAACAAAACUGUAUAUAUUCGUAUAAAUGAGAUGUAUAAGAGAAACGGAAGGAGCGCAAAAACACAGUAACACAAAAUAUCAAAACAUAUAGAAGUAUAAAAAUAAUAACAACAAUAAUAAAAAAAAGCAAAAACAUGAACAGUAACACAUUCUCUAGGCUUAAUGAGCUACAAAUGAGCUACGUUAGUUUACUUUGAGCCGAGAAUUCCGAAAUGUUAAAUAAUGCCAUUAGUGCUUAGGCAUAUAUGCGGCUAAAUUACAAAUUGCUAUAGGCUUUGGGAUACGGUUGUAACAAUCAUUGAUAAUGCUGAAGCUUUAAAGAGGUUAGCUCUUCAUGUUUGAAAAGUAAAGUGAGCGUCUUUUUUCUGAAUAUCUCUUUCUGCCAAUCCUGCGUGAUAGAAGAAUGCCGAUAUAGGUAAAAGAAAGGGAAAAAGAGAAAUAAGAAAAAAGCAAACAUUGUAUUACGAUCGAAAUGCAUGUGGGAUGCGAGCCCACGCCGUAACGACAGGCGCACUCGUUGCUGCUUAUUUCUAAUUUUUGUUCGAAGAAGCAACAACAUCUUAAAUUCGUACUAAAGAAAAAGAGAACAAAUAUUGCGUAUAAAGCUAACUGUUGAUGCUCACAACAACUAUAACUUAAAGACACAAUCAACAUUGUGAUCGUUAGUGAUCACGCAGCAAAAAUAGAAAACCAAAGAUAGUAAAGAAGGAAAAAACAAAAG